GUGUCGUGAAUGAAAGAGUUCGGGAAGCUCAUCAGAAUAAGUUUGCACCAAUGAUGAUGCUUUUUUCCAGGAUUUUCAGCAGUUGCAUUUUCCUAGGCCGUGUCAUAUAUCUUAAUAACUUGGUUGAGAUUCUCGUGGAUGUUGGAUCUUGUGAAACAGCUCUUACCUAUGUUUCAUCAGUUUAUUCCACAAAAAUUGGUCUUUAUGGAAAUAAUGUUAUUGCUCUCCUUCUCUACGGCUUUUAUGAUCGAAUUGUUGUUGUCCAUGGAUAUAAAAAGGGGACAACUACAAACGGAGACUUCCUCCUUCCAUUUAAGACUGGUGCAUUUUUGUCAAAAGCUCCUGUGCUUCCUGUGAUUUUAAGAUAUCCAUACCAGAGAUUUAGUCCGGCCUGGGAUUCCAUAUCUGGGGUGCGCCAUGUGAUUUUUCUUUUUUGUCAAUGUGUAAAUCACAUCGAGGUGACACGGUUGCCUGUUUACUACCCCUCACAGCAAGAAAAGGAUGAUCCAAAGAUUUAUGCUGAUAACGUCCGAAGGUUGAUGGCUUGUGAGGGUAAUUUGAUACUGUCAGAUAUUGGUUUGGCAGAGAAACGAGUAUAUCACACUGCUCUCAAUGGUAAUAAUAGCCUGCCUACUGUUUUGCAUCAGAAAGACGAUUGAUAUUUGGGCUCUCAAAAGAUAUCUAGUUCCAACUUGGGAUUUUUAGUUCACGUAGUGUUUACUUUCAACAUACUGGAACUGAGGGGUGGUCAUUUCCACCCUCUAAACGAGAAAAUAAUGCUGUGUUAUCAUACCCAUGAUAUUCUCUCAUUUCCGGAACAAUGGCUAGUGAGCAGACUUUGUUGAUGUUCCUGUGGAAAUAUAAAAGCAUCCAGUUUAAGAGCUUCUUGGGAUUAAAGUGGUGUUCGUUUCGAGUAUUUGAUUAUUUACUGCCUUAGAAGUGUCUUUCGGGAGAAGAAAAAUAUGCAUCUGUUAAUCUGAAGCAUCUCUUUUUUUGUUCCUGCAGGUUUGUUUUGUCAACAGUAAUUCGGACCCGCCAUCUGUAUAUAAUCUUGAAUGGUUUUUUUAGUUACAAAAAAAAAAAAAAAGGAAGUAAAAAUUGCAUAUAGAAAAUUAUGACCUGACAUCUUAUUUUCACAUUACAUUUUGAAAUGUAUCUCCGGGCUUCCUAUUGCUGCAGCUCUUUGGUGGCAUUUUGAAAGCUCCAUUUGAAAUUGGUUCACUUGGCAUUUGGCUACUCCAGGACCGGAAAGUUUGAUUCCAGCAGCUACUUCUGUUUAUUUCAAUGUGUACCAUGAAUAUACGUACACUUCCUCAAGUAGCUGAAUUUUUGGGUGGCAAAUGGUAUUGAGAUGUGUUCCUUAUAUCUGGAGUUAUUUCUUUGUGAUAGGGCUGUCUUGGGUAUCAUAUUUUGAGUUUCAAUUACUUCAAUCU
Ilex paraguariensis (yerba mate) is the source of this 1433-nucleotide messenger RNA. The record is from the annotation of a GenBank genome assembly. NCBI's taxonomy places the organism in Eukaryota, Viridiplantae, Streptophyta, Magnoliopsida, Aquifoliales, Aquifoliaceae.